AUGAAAUAUUUUGUCCACUUGAUGCAGCAUAUUCCAUACGCGGUUGAACUGUUUGGACCGCUACAUAUACUAUCGUGCUACGGACCGGAACACAAUAUUGGCAAGAUUUCUCGACGCGUCCUCGCAAUGAAUAACACCGCUAAGCAUAUCAUGAACAACUCUAAUAUGUUAACCACCUGCGCUCUCAAAUUAAAUGAAGCACGGAAUAACAGCACAGGCAUUAGUGCGACGCAUCAUGCGGUUUCCGCCGUACUCGGACUGUCAAGAGAAGCCGAAUUUUUGCCGGAAGCUGGAGUAUCCGGCGCCCGCUGCACUUUUAUCGGCAAGGCCACUCCCCUGCCAGUUCAUCAUACGGUUUAUCGCCUACUGCAAGGACGUUUACAUCGCUCAGCGCCGCAAAUGUUUACAUUCCAACGUUGUAAAGUGGAGAAUGGUAUUUUUGUCCGAACAAGAGAAAGAAACGAAGGUUAUUUGCGGAACGAGUGCAUAGUGUGUACGGAUGACGGAAUUGUUAUCGCAGUGGAUCACGUGAUUGCUGUUGUAGACGACCGCUGCGUGAUCAUAACCGAUUCAUUCGUAUCCGGUCAUUUGUUAUUACGUAAUGAUAAUUACGGUCCUGUAGCCGGCACACGGGAAGCGAAAAUUGACCACAUUUUCCCAGCCACGUUGGAUGAACAAUCAGAUCUAGUGCUUUUCGAGACGAAGUCCAUCAGUAAACAGAUGGUAUUGCUACGCCCACCUAAAGAUGGAAUGUACAUAGUUAGCCCGCCAUCGAAUCAGUUUAGAUUAUCGUGAUUAGGAUAUGCGCAGUCUGAAAUUUAGAAAUUAAUACUGUGCAUCGUCUGCUACAUCAAGCGCGCUUAACGGCAAUGUUUUGUUAUCUUCGGUAAUUACGCUAAUUAGUAUUCUGCUCAAGAAUUGCCGAUAUCCGACAUUAUUUUCUUGUGGGUAACUUUUUUUGU
Messenger RNA from Paramacrobiotus metropolitanus, 962 nucleotides. RefSeq lists its product as uncharacterized. The transcript has 2 exons. The coding region runs from base 1 to 795 and encodes 264 amino acids. Lineage: Eukaryota; Metazoa; Tardigrada; Eutardigrada; Parachela; Macrobiotidae. The record is from RefSeq and is a predicted model, not a curated record.